GUCAAAAUUGCAAUCUUGGACACCGGAAUUGCGAAGAGAGCCACUAGGGAGAUGCCAAUCCCUCCCUUGAUUAGCCUAUGUGGACCUCGGGUGAAAUUAGGAAAGGUUGUCGACAAGUCGUUGCCCCCAUAUGAUGACACAGACGGCCACGGAACGCACGCCGCCGGUCUGAUCCUGAAAGUGUGUCCAUAUUCGACCAUAUGGGUUUAUCGCAUCGUGCGAGGUCCUAGUGAAUCGAUUAAGACACAGUACGUUACGGAGGCCCUCGCCGACGCCGUAGAUAAGAAGAAAGUGGAUAUUGUUACGAUGUCCUUUGGAUGGGAAGAGGACAGUGAUGAAGAACUCCGCAAGGUGAUCGAUCGAGCAAAAAGCCAAAAGGUGCUGUUGUUUGCCGCUAGCUCUAACGAAGGGAUUCGUAGAGGCAUGGCAUAUCCGGCCCGAGCGGACGAAGUAAUCGCAGUUGAUGCUGCGGAUGGGUUUGGGUUGCCCUCAAGAUUUAACCCGCCCCAAGAAGGGGAAAAGCAACGAUUCACAGCGCUGGGUGAAGCUGUGGAGUCUUCGUAUCCUACGCAGCUUGCAGAAGAGGGGCAAACUCGAGGAUGGAAGAGGAUGUCUGGAACUUCAUGCGCCACUCCGAUCGCAGCAGCUAUAGCUGGACUCAUCCUAGAAUUCUCUCGACAACGACCUCUCUGCUUUGAUCCAUCUGUUGAAGCCCAUCUUAAAUCCGUGGCGGGCAUGCGGGAAGUUUUUAGCAAAUUGUUCUCUCAGAAAACGGCAGAGAGCUCACAUUUCAGACACCUGGACCCGAACACUGUAUUUUACUGCAAUUCCGAGUUCGAGGAAGGUGGUGAAUGGUGUCAGAAUUCAAGUCCGAGGUUGAACGCUGCGAAUAGUAUUGUUGAGUGUUUGAGGAAGAGGUUUUCGCGAAAGAUAGGGUCUUUGAUGAAUGAGAAGAUUCAAGAAGAAUGGAGCAGACGAAGCCAAGUAUAA
Lindgomyces ingoldianus is the source of this 990-nucleotide messenger RNA. RefSeq names its product subtilisin-like protein. The annotation marks the transcript as partial. NCBI's taxonomy places the organism in Eukaryota, Fungi, Ascomycota, Dothideomycetes, Pleosporales, Lindgomycetaceae. Gene Ontology annotation, biological process: proteolysis. Gene Ontology annotation, molecular function: serine-type endopeptidase activity. The record is from RefSeq and is a predicted model, not a curated record. The transcript has a single exon.